Messenger RNA from Colletotrichum truncatum, 1152 nucleotides. NCBI's taxonomy places the organism in Eukaryota, Fungi, Ascomycota, Sordariomycetes, Glomerellales, Glomerellaceae. The record is from RefSeq and is a predicted model, not a curated record.
AUGAAUAACAUACACGCUCCCACGGUGCCUUCAGGCCCCACAACCAACGCGGGAACCAACGGCAGUAUCGCUCACCUGACUUUUACGGAACUUCAAAGGAAGAAAGUUGAUAUGGAAGCUGAGCUGAGAGCUUUGGGCGCAGUCCUUGAUUCUCACGGGGUUAAUAUGACUAGCCCGCUUACGACUCAAGAUGGAUUCCCAAGGGCCGAUAUAGACGUCGCGCAAGUGCGCACCACCAGAGCCCGCAUAAUUCACCUCCGUAAUGAUUACAAAGACCUGAUGGCUCUAGUUGAAAAACACCUCCAUGAACACUUUGCUAGUCUUCAAGAGAACGACGAGGCUCAGCCUUCAUUUUCGGGUAGUGACGAUGGCUUGCCGUUGGAGCACACUACCCCACUGCUGCUCCAGCAGCCAUUUGCGCAGGUUAACAGCGUUGUCUCAGGCAGCCCAGCCGAAAGUGCUGGCCUAAGGCCGCAAGACGAGAUUCGCAACUUUGGGUAUGUCAACCAUUCAAACCAUGAUGGCCUUAAGAAGGUAGCCGAGUGCGUCCAAGGAAGCGAAGGUACCACCUUCGUCAAGCGUCACUUGACUGGUGAAUUCGAGAAGAAGUACAUGGCCACUCUUGGUGUGGAGGUUCACCCCCUGGGCUUCACUACGAACUUUGGCCAGAUUCAAUUCGACGUCUGGGACACCGCUGGUCAGGAGAAGUUCGGCGGUCUCCGCGAUGGAUACUACAUUAACGGCCAGUGCGGUAUCAUCAUGUUCGACGUUACGUCUCGUAUUACCUACAAGAACGUCCCCAACUGGCACCGCGAUCUCGUCCGCGUUUGCGAGAACGUACCCAUUGUUCUUUGCGGCAACAAGGUUGACGUGAAGGAGCGUAAGGUCAAGGCCAAGACUAUUACUUUCCACCGCAAGAAGAACCUCCAGUACUACGACAUCUCUGCCAAGUCCAACUACAAUUUCGAGAAGCCCUUCCUCUGGCUUGCACGCAAGCUCGUUGGCAACGCUGCUCUGGAAUUCGUUGCCGCGCCGGCUCUUGCCCCUCCCACCGUACAGGUCGACGAGAAACUCCUGGAGCAGUACAGCCAGGAGAUGAAAGCUGCCGAAGGCAUUCCCCUCCCUGGUGAGCUUUCGGAUGAUGACUUGUAA